GAGCAUACUUGAGUAUAAGUAGCUCGGAAUUGUGGCCAAAUAGACGCAAUCGACGCAAUGGCGGCCAAACAGAAGAGUCAAAAGAGUUUGGCAUUCUUCUUAAAUAGUUUCAAGAAAAGUCUGAAUGUGUUUCUAAGGGAAACUGGACUGCACGGACUGAAAUUUGUGGGCGAUUCAGCGCUCAGCAUUUGGGAAAGAUCCUUCUUCUUGAUUGCCUUCUUGGCCGCAUUCGUGAUGACCUGCCAGCUGAUAUCGAACAUUUAUGCCAAGUGGAAUAGUACGCCAGUUAUCAUAGGCAUCAGCCCGCAUGCCACAUCGAUUCUGAAGGUGCCCUUCCCGGCCAUAACUAUAUGCAACAUGAAUCAGGUUCAGCGCAGCAAAGUGCUGCAUUACAAGAAGGGUUCGAGUGAGUUUGAUGUUCUGAAACUGCUCUGCAGUCCCGAGUCGACCGAGACUGAGGAAUCUGUGGAUGCUGAUCCCACGAUGUGGUCCACUUUAUUUGGCAACAACAGCUUAAGAAUAUCCGACUUUGUCACCAAUCAUUCCCAGCCUUGCGCACAAAUGCUGCGGUAUUGCAGAUUCAGUGCCGUGGAGUACGAUUGCGCCCAAUUAUUCCGACAUAUUAUCACUGAUGAGGGCUUAUGUUGUGUAUUCAAUUUUCUGCCUUCAGAGUUUUUAUAUAAGCCCUAUUCGAAUAGCGGCAAAAACUUAACAGGAAGACUUGGACACGUGCCCGUCGCCUGGGACCCAGAAACCGGGUAUCCCGCGAACUUGCCAAAACUAUAUUAUCCAACAACGGCUGUUGGUACCGGCAUAACAAUGGGCUUUACGGCAGUUCUGGAUGCACAAUUGAGCGAAUAUUAUUGCUCCUCUACGAACGGAAUUGGUUUCAAGAUCCUAUUUCACAAUCCCAUAACGAUGCCCAAUGUUAAGGAGGAGGGCCUUGUUGUGGGCGUUGGUUACGAGACGAACUUUCGCCUCGAGGUUAGCAGCUCAGAGGCGAUGCCGAGCAUUCGCUCCAUAUCACGCGACGAUCGACAGUGUGUUUUUAAGAACGAGAAGGAGCUGCUCUACCACAAGAUCUACACACACAAAUAUUGCGAAAACGAAUGCAUUGCCAAGUUUCUGUACAAGACCUGCAACUGCAUACCGUACGCCUAUCCGCAUAUUUACAGAAAUGCGAGCGUCUGCAGCGUGCGAGAUGCGAUCUGCAUCCGUCGCGCCCAGCGUCCGGAGAAUAGGCCGGAGUCGUCGAAAUGCCGGAAGGAAUGCCUGCCCAGCUGCUUUGAUCUAUCGUACGCGGCCGAUGCGUUAUACUUUCCCCUGGCCAAACGCGACUUUCGGAUUGCUAACAAACAGUUGGCCAAUAUGAACAAAUCCUAUGUGCUGGAGAACAUUGCCGUCAUGAAUUUGUACUACCGGGAAUCUGCCUAUUACGGCAGUAUGAGGAACGUCUAUAUCGGCUUUACGGAGUUCUUGUCUAAUAUUGGCGGUGUUAUGGGAUUGUUUAUGGGUUUCAGCGUGAUCUCAAUAGCCGAAGUGCUCUACUUUCUAGUCUUGAAACCAAUUUCAGAGCUCAUAGCAUGGAAGCGCAGUAAAAAACUGGACGGUAUUAAACCUAAUCCAUUGGAGGUGCAGGACACGUAUGAAUUCAACCAAAACAAAAAUAUAUGGCAUACCAAAGAACUGUAUCCUAAGGGAUUCGCAGCGAAGAGCUUUAGGCUGAGCAGGAAAAAUACAAAAAUUCUUCGCAUCAAAGACAGGCUCGAUAAUAGGGCUUUUCUUUAAAAUCAUUUUUAAGGAAUUCGUAAAUGUUUCACCGAUUUAGUUAAAUUCACCGCUACGAGCGGAAAAUGCGUGAAAAACUGUAGUAUGAAAAAUUUUUGUUUUUUUAGGAUGAAACUAAUCCCUUUUCAGACAGAUGGUCGGACAGACAGAGGCAGCUGGCCAAGAAUAUAUGUAUAGGCUGUAAGAAUUUGGACAAGUGCAAUAGAUUCUGUUGAUUCACAAAGGGUGAGGGGUAUAUAGGGAAGCUCACAUGUCGGUCAAGAGUUGCUAAGUCAUCGGCAUAUAUGAAUUCCAACAAUGGUAUUUUAAUAUUAGUUUGGACUACAACGAAAUAGGACAACUGCCCAUUAAAUUGAAAUAUCAUACAAAGGGCCUCAAGUGCCCAAAAAAAGGAUCUAAAUAUUAUAUUAGACAAUUACCUAUAAUAGCAGAGACUUAGUUAAGUAUGCAAACUUUAAUUACCUUGAG
Molecule: messenger RNA, 2256 nt
Organism: Drosophila montana
Lineage: Eukaryota; Metazoa; Arthropoda; Insecta; Diptera; Drosophilidae
Gene: ppk12
Product: pickpocket 12
Exons: 7
Coding region: 58-1788 (576 amino acids)
Biological process (GO): sodium ion transmembrane transport
Cellular component (GO): plasma membrane
Molecular function (GO): ligand-gated sodium channel activity
Source: RefSeq, a predicted model, not a curated record